Cinclus cinclus is the source of this 951-nucleotide messenger RNA. RefSeq names its product troponin T2, cardiac type (gene TNNT2). The record is from RefSeq and is a predicted model, not a curated record. Gene Ontology annotation, cellular component: troponin complex. NCBI's taxonomy places the organism in Eukaryota, Metazoa, Chordata, Aves, Passeriformes, Cinclidae. Bases 1 to 951 code for a protein of 316 amino acids. The transcript is spliced from 16 exons. Gene Ontology annotation, molecular function: tropomyosin binding; troponin C binding; troponin I binding. Gene Ontology annotation, biological process: sarcomere organization; regulation of muscle contraction; cardiac muscle contraction.
AUGUCAGACACAGAGGAGGUCACCGAGGAGUAUGAACAGGAGCAGGAAGAGGAGUGCGUGGAGGAAGUUAUCCCAAACCAGAAGCUGCAGGGAGCCAGGGAACAGCACUGCUGGAUUCACCCUGCCCCUUAUUCCACAGGUCAGGAAGAGCAGGUAGAGGAGGCGGAGGAGGAGACCCAAGAAACCAAGGCAGAAGAACAAGAAGAUGAAACGAAAGCAGCAGGAGAAGGUGGAGAGGGAGACCGAGAGCAGGAGCCUGGGGAAGGUGAAUCGAAGCCAAAACCCAAGGUCUUCAUGCCCAACCUGGUGCCUCCCAAGAUCCCAGAUGGCGAGAGACUGGAUUUUGAUGACAUUCACCGCAAGCGCAUGGAGAAGGACCUGAAUGAGCUGCAGGCCCUCAUUGAAGCCCACUUUGAGAGCAGGAAGAAGGAGGAAGAGGAGCUCCUGUCCCUCAAGGACAGGAUUGAACAGCGGCGAGCGGAGCGGGCAGAGCAGCAGCGGAUCCGCAGUGAGCGGGAGAAGGAGCGCCAGGCCCGCGUGGCCGAAGAAAGAGCUCGCAAGGAGGAAGAGGAGGCACGGAAGAGGGCAGAGGAGGAGGCUCGGAAGAAGAAGGCAUUCUCCAAUAUGCUGCACUUCGGCGGUUACAUGCAGAAGUCAGAGAAAAAGGGUGGGAAGAAGCAAACGGAAAGGGAAAAGAAGAAGAAGAUCCUCAGUGAGCGACGGAAGCCCCUGAACAUCGACCACCUCAGCGAGGAUAAGCUGAGGGACAAGGCCAAGGAACUGUGGCAGAACAUCCAUGAUCUGGAGGCUGAGAAAUUUGACCUGCAGGAGAAGUUCAAGCGGCAGAAAUAUGAGAUCAAUGUCCUUCGAAACCGCAUCAGUGACCACCAGAAAGUCAAAGGAUCCAAGGGUGCCCGUGGGAAGACCAUGGUGGGCAGCCGUUGGAAGUAG